ACUUUCUCUUCGUCCAUUAACCACGUCAAAAUCACCUCGUUAUAUCUAGAGAUACCCUCCACUGCAUUUCGAUAUUGAAGCCAUCAAAUUACCGUCAUCCAUACGAAUUACAGUCGAUGCAAUAGAUUUACGAUGCUUAGAUUCGAUGCGCUUUACGCCGACAACAAUCAAUAACUAUUCAGCUGCAGCAGAGUAGAGGGAACUGACAGCCGGGUUAUCAGAUUUGCAACUUGAUACUUCUGCAGAGAGAGACACUCUACGAAUAUUUGAUAUCGAGUUCAUUUACCUAAUACAUCCGGUCCCCGCAUCCUUAACAGACACGACUGUACAUCAACAUGAGCCAGCCGCUGGCAUCAGUAGCGGACCAGCUGGCGCAGCUCGAUGCAGCUCGCAAGCUGGUUCUCGGCGAUUCUGCCUUUUAUUCGCAGAUCGUUCAGGGUAUCCUCCCCAUUGUUGGUGCUCAUGCCCGUGUCGAGCUCCGUCGCUGGGGUGCAGAUUUCCUCGCCGAAACCUUUGCUUCACCGGGCCUUUCUUUGGAGCAGAAACAGCAGUUAUGUCUAUUAGUCUUGCAGACGAUAAAGGAGAUAUUGGAAUUGCCCAGCGAGGAUGCUUCCGUGAUCAAGAGCAUGGUCCAAGCCUCAGCCAGCAUAUACCCUUUGGUUUUUAGACACAUAAUUGCGAAUCCUGAUGAUGCGCCAACAUGGGAGAAGAUGGCUGCUAUCAAGUCAAACAUUCUACGAAGGUGGGAUACGGCUCCUGCAGGCGUCCGGGUGUGCUGCAUCAAGUUUGUCCAGCGUGUUGUUCAGGUCCAAACGCCGGGUGCGCCGGCCGAUCCAAGGCGUGCUGAGCAAUCUGAGACCUCUUUAACACUUGUUCCUCGAAAUCAUCCGCUGAUCCCGACGACGAACCUCGAGGCCGAAACAUUCGGGCUGCUGGAUAGAAUGCUAAAUGUGUUCCAUGAAAACCCGCUUGAUGCGAUAUUGGUCAACGCCACUCUCAACUGUCUCGGCGGUCUCAUCCGUUCUCGUCCCUCCAUCUCGAACAAGAUCAUAUCUACCAUACUGAACUUCAACCCGCUCAAGCAAGCCUCUAUGCCGUUGACGUCAAAGGUCAAGGUUAUUGUAAAAUCGAUGGAGCGGACAACAAGGGCACUGCUGCUGAAUAUCAAUAAGAGGAAUCCCAAUGGACCAUUGGCCGGAAAGAUACAUCAAUACAUGGAGCGAAUGGCGCAGUCGCGACUCGAGUUCUUCGAUGAUGCCAAUCGGAAGCGCGGACCCCCGAUUGAACCUACCGAUGGGCUGGAUCAAGCCAAGCGUUUGCGCCUUGGAGCGGGUGUUCCUGAUACACCUACCCCAACAAUUACGGUUCCACCAUUACCGCCAGGGCCUGCAAGUUAUGCUCAGCUCUUCACUUUGACAAGAGACGAAGCAUUCAGGUCAUUUGACGUGUCGCAGCUCCCGAUCGACCUUGUUAUCAAGAUUGCACUUCCAGUCCUAUAUCGUCUAGACCAGAAAGUCCUAGACCCAGCAAUCAAUGGUCUUCGAGCACGAUACGACACCUAUGUAAAACAGCAACAACGAGCGGCACCAAGAGCGGCACCAGUCGAUGAAGAUGACGAGGCAUAUGAGCCGGAUUUCGAACCUACCGAAGAUCCUGAACAGAUUAUGAACAAGCUCGACAAUGACGUUGAAGAACCUGAAGACACGUACGCGCCACCAGACGUCGCGCUUGGGCAAUUUGAGCUGCCCCCGCCUCCGCCAAUGAGUCAAGACGAAACCGCAAAUAUUGGCAGAGGCACUGUCGCGCGAGUCUUUAGCAUGAUGAAUAUGCUUGAUGAGUCUGGAUCAGCAGUCAGCAAAAAGACCAAAACAGGCAUCAACCGGCUAGCGGCAAGCAGUUACGAUCGCGAAGCAUGGCUCACAGUCAUUAUUCGUUUGGCCACACGGGCAUCCACUGGACUCGAUGACUACGACCCGGAAGCCAACAUCAAGACUGAAGAUGGACCAUCCACUUCCAUGACGAAAUCGACGGACAUUAGCCUGAGCGAUUCCAUUCGCGAUGCAUUAUAUCUGUAUUUCAUCGAAGAUUUCCGUCGACGCAUGGAUAUCGCAAUUGCCUGGCUCAACGAAGAGUGGUACAACGAGCGUGUCCAGAAAGAGAAUGGAAACGACCCGCAGCCUACAUAUGAGAAGUGGGCCUUGAAGAUUAUAGACGGAAUCCUGCCCUAUCUUGACGCAAAAGACAAGAUGCUUAUCCGGCUACUUUCCGAAAUGCCCGCCGUGAGCGAAGCAGUCUUGGAGAGGGUAAAGAAGUUGGCCGGCGAUCCAGAACGUGUUUCACUGGCAGUCAAUUCCUUGCACUAUCUCAUCUUAUUACGCCCACCUGUUCGCGAUAUUUGCAUAGAUGCACUAGAAGAUUUAUGGAGAAAUUACGAAGACGCGCGCUCCUCUGCUGCAAAAUUACUUGCCAGAUGGCGUCCCCAGGUUUUGCAACAACAGCAACAGCAACAGCAACAACAAGAUCAAGUUGGAGCCGUCACGUCCGCAUCAAAUAGCGCUACUCCUGUACCUGUACCUGUUUCUGCCCCUGCUCCUGCUCCUGCUCCAACUCCCGCCCCUUCCUCUUCUUGAAGAUAUUCCUCUUCUUGAAGAUAAUAGUCUUAAUUGUACUCUUCUCUACUUUUUAUCCCCCCUCCGUGACACACACUGUUUUGGUCACCCCUUGAGCAGCUGGUUUCUUGAGCGUGCAUUACUAUUAUUACUAUUUUGAGAAGGAAUAAAAGCGGGGUAACAUGGGAGGAAUAAGAAACACAGUGGAUUCACGGUCUCACGGUCUUCAUGGUAUUUCAGGGGC
Molecule: messenger RNA, 2853 nt
Organism: Xylona heveae TC161
Lineage: Eukaryota; Fungi; Ascomycota; Xylonomycetes; Xylonales; Xylonaceae
Product: mRNA cleavage and polyadenylation specificity factor complex subunit
Exons: 8
Coding region: 336-2630 (764 amino acids)
Cellular component (GO): mRNA cleavage and polyadenylation specificity factor complex
Source: RefSeq, a predicted model, not a curated record